CUAGAAACGUUUAAACAGGUCAAGAUCAACAUCCCUCUCCUAGACGCAAUCGAACAAAUCCCCUCUUAUGCAAAGUUCUUGAAGGACUUAUGCACUAAGAAAAGAACCACCAACGUCCCCAAGAAAGUCUUCUUAGCUGCCAACCUCAGUGAAAUUUUUUCGAAACCCAUGCCGUUGAAAUACAAGGACCCUGGUUGUCCUACAAUUCCAUGCGUCAUAGGUAACACUCACAUUGAUAAGGCACUUCUAGACUUGGGAGCCAGCGUCAACCUCCUUCCUUAUUCAGUCUAUCAACAGCUAGGUGUAGGAGAACUUAAACCGACAAGAUGCACUCUACAGUUAGCCGAUAGAUCUGUAAAAAUUCCCAAAGGAGAGGUAGAGGAUGUUCUGAUCAAAGUUGGAGAGUUUAUUUUCCCUGUUGAUUUUAUUGUCUUGGAAACACAGCCCGUUUCCAAUCUCAAAAUUCAAAUUCCUAUCAUUUUAGGAAGACCGUUCUUAGCCACCUCAAAUGCUUUGAUAAACUGUAGAACCGGUCAGAUGAAACUAUCUUUUGGGAAUAUGACUGUUGACCUCAAUAUCUUCAACCUAGGAAGGCAACCUAGUGAUCCAUCUGAUGAACCCAUGGAAGUGAAUUUUAUUCAGGGAAUAUCCAGUGAACAACAAGAGGGAGAGUGUGAGUCUGAUACAAAUGCAUCUGAUUUAAUGAUUAAGGAACUUUCUGAUGAUGAACUAGAGAUAGAACCGCUAGACAAUCAUGUUUUUGCUGUUGGCUGACAACGAGAACCUUUAGAGAUAGAACCCCGAGUCCAGCUUCGUCCAUCUGUAGAGGAACCCCCUAAGUUAGAGCUCAAACCUCUACCUGAAAAUCUAGAGUAUGCCUACUUAGGGGAGAACGAGUCUUUACCAGUUAUCAUUUCUUCUGAGUUGACUACUAGUCAAAAGGAAGCUCUCUUGGCUGUUUUAAGAGAGAAUAGGGAAGCCAUUGGAUGGACCAUGGCUGAUAUCAAAGGGAUUAGUCCAACCAUUGUUCAACACCGAAUCCAUUUGAUAGAUGAUGCCAAACCUACUAGAGAUGCUCAACGUAGGUUAAACCCAGUGAUGAAAGAAGCCGUUAGGAAAGACAUUCUGAAAUGUCUCGAUCAUGGGAUCAUUUAUCCCAUUUCUGAUAGUUCAUGGGUGAGUCCAGUCCAAGUUGUUCCAAAGAAAUCUGGGAUCACUAUGAUCCAAAAUGUGGCUAAUGAGCUGAUUCCCACUCGGAUCCAAACUGGAUGGCGAGGAAUCGAAGUGGACAAAGCUAAAGUAGAUCUCAUUUCCAAUCUCCCUCCUCCUAAAACAGUCAAAGAUGUCAGAUCAUUUCUUGGUCAUGCUGGUUUUUACCGACGUUUCAUCAAGGAUUUCAGUAAAAUUGCUAGACCAUUGACCAAUCUUUUAGCCAAGGAUACAUCAUUUGUCUUCUCGCCCGACUGCCUCAAAGCUUUCGAAUAUCUGAAAAAGGAGCUAACCACAGCUCCUAUCAUUCAUGCACCGGAUUGGACCUUACCAUUCGAACUGAUGUGUGAUGCAUCCGAUUCUGCGAUUGGAGCUAUUUUAGGACAACGGUUUGAUGGAAAACCGCAUGUGAUCUACUACGCCAGUAGGACUCUGAAUGAUGCCCAGCAAAACUACUCUGUCACAGAGAAAGAGUUAUUACCUGUAGUCUUUGCCUUAGAAAAAUUCAGGUCCUACCUCAUCGGUUCUUUAACAAAAGUUUUCACAGAUCAUGCUGCACUAAAGUAUCUUUUGACCAAAAAAGAUGCUAAAGCACGGCUCAUUAGAUGGAUUCUCCUUCUUCAAGAGUUUGACAUUCAAAUUCUUGACAGAAGGGGAACAGAGAACCCCGUAGCAGAUCACCUCUCUCGACUCCCAAAUGCACCAACAUCAACCGUUCCAAUCAAUGAACAUUUUCCAGAUGAACAACUCCUAGAAAUCCAAUUUGUUCCCUGGUUCGCCGACAUUGUGAACUACAUAGUCAUGAACCAGAUCCCUUCUCAUUGGUCCAAACAGGAUAGAUCCCGUUUUCUCUCCCAAGUAAAAUACUUUUACUGGGAUGAUCCAUAUCUGUUCAAAUACUGUCCUGAUCAGAUCUUUAGAAGGUGUGUUCCUACGGAAGAAACUAGGAGUGUUCUAUCAUUUUGUCAUGAGCAAGCCUGUGGGGGCUACUUUUCGAGGAGAAAAACAGCUGAAAAAGUUCUCCAAUCUGGGCUGUAUUGGCCUACUCUCUUCAAGGAUUCAUUCGAGUUUUGCAAAACCUGUAACCGCUGUCAGCUUUUAGGGAAGGUCACUAGGAGAAAUAUGAUGCCUUUACAACCCAUCUUAUCUGUUGAACUUUUUGAUCUGUGGGGUAUCGAUUUCAUGGGACCAUUUCCAAAUUCCUUUGGAAAUGUCUACAUUCUAGUAGCCGUUGAAUACAUGUCAAAAUGGGUUGAGGCGGUAGCUUGCAAAACUAAUGACAACAAGGUUGUUGUCAAGUUUUUAAAAGAGAACAUUUUUGCACGGUUUGGAGUACCUCGAGCAAUCAUCAGUGAUAACGGUACACAUUUCUGUAACCGUUUUUUCGAGGCUCUGAUGAGAAAAUAUUCAAUCACACACAAAUUGUCAACUCCUUAUCACCCCCAAACCAAUGAUCAAGUAGAGGUCACAAAUAGACAGAUCAAACAAAUCUUAGAAAAAACAGUUAACCAUAACAGAAAAGAUUGGUCUGUAAAAUUGUGUGAUGCUCUGUGGGCGUAUAGAACAGCUUUUAAGGUCAAUUUGGGGAUGUCACCAUACAGACUGAUAUUCUGGAAAGCUUGUCACCUACCAGUAGAAUUGGAACAUCGAGCAAUGUGGGCAAUAAAACAGUUGAAUUUUGACUCAGACUCGGCAGGUAAAAACAGAUUGCUCCAAAUAAAUGAGUUGGAAGAAAUUCGGAAUGAUGCAUACAUAAACUCAAAAAUUUACAAAGAGAAAACAAAAAUUUUUCAUGACAAAUCAAUUUUGCGAAAAAAUUUCUCUCCAGGACAGAUUUUAUUGUACAAUUCAAAAUUGCAUCUUUUUUCGGGAAAAUUAAGAUCCAGAUGGACAGGUCCAUUUUUUGUCAAACAAGUUUUUUCACAUGGAGCUGUCAAGAUAGAAAAUCCUAAAAAUGGUAACAUUAUGAGGAUAGUUCCAGACAAAUCAUGGAUCGAUAUUCCUCGUAUUGAUAGAUGGAGGGAUAGUCGAUAUAAAGAUGGAAUAAAUCAAUUCAUACAGUACGCCUUGGCAGACCCACGGAAGUUAAAUAGUGAUGUCGUGUAUUGUCCCUGCUGUUGGUGUAAAAAUAGGGCGUUGGUGGAUAAAAGUGAUUUACAAAAACACUUAAUAUCCGGAUUUCAUGAGGAGUACAAAUAUUGGACGUUUCAUGGGGAAGGAUGCCUUGAAGAAAUGGAACUGAUGGCGGAUACCGGUACGUCCGGUGGGAGAAUAGAUGAUACGAGAAUAGAUGAUACACAUACGAUGCUCGCGGAUAUGUUAACAGUUCCUAAUAUAGAUCAAUCUGAAGAUGCCGAGGAUGCUGACGAGUCAGGAAAUGCUGGAGGCAUGACUGAUCAUAACGACAAUGAAAAUGAUCUGUAUGAGGGUUGUACCGAGUUCACCAGGUUAUCAUUUAUGCUCCGUCUUUUGCAUAUAAAGUCUCUUAGCGGAAUGGCGGAUAAAUAUUUUAAUAUGUUGCUUGUGUUGCUGAGAAAAGUCAUUCCAAAUGGAAAAGAUAGCAUACCAGAAAAUUAUGAUAACGCAAAGAAGAUUGUUUCCGUUAUAGGACUUGAUUACAAUAAAAUCGACGCAUGCCCUAAUGAUUGUAUCCUCUACUAUAAGGAUAACAAAGAUCUUCAGGAGUGUCCAAUUUGUGGAGUAUCACGGUGGGUACAACGCAAAAAUUAUUCAACACAUGGGACAACAAGGUCUAUGCUUAAGCAAAAGAAGAUUCCAGCAAAGGUCCUGCGUCAUUUUCCCUUAAUACCAAGGCUAAAACGGUUGUAUAUGAAUAAAGACACUGCUAAGCAAAUGAGGUGGCACAUGGAAGAACGUACUGAUGAUGGUAAAAUCAGACAUCCGGCUGAUGCAGAGGCGUGGAAGCAUAUGGAUAGAACUUUUCCUUGGUUUGCGAAUGAGUGCAGGAAUGUUAGACUAGGUUUGUCUAGCGACGGAUUCAAUCCAUUUGGGAUAAUGAGUUCUGGUUGGUCUACAUGGCCUGUGGUAUUAACGCCUUACAACUUACCACCUUGGCUUUGCAUGAAACAACCGUAUAUGAUACUUUCAUUAUUGAUACCGGGCAAGCAUGCACCAGGCAAUGACAUAGAUGUGUUUUUAGAACCGCUAAUUGAUGAGUUAAAACAACUCUGGACUGAAGGGGUUAUGACUUAUGAUACUCAUGCAAAGCAGUCUUUCAGACUACGUGCUAUUUUACUAUGGACAAUUAAUGAUUUUCCAGCCUAUGCGAAUCUUUCAGGUUGGUCUACAAAGGGAACAUAUGCAUGUCCAGUGUGUGGUCCAGAAUUCAAAGGUCUUUAUCUGCAGCACAGUCGAAAGUUUUGUUAUUGGUUUAAUAGAAGGUGGUUGAACAUAAAACACAGAAAGCUUUGUUCUAAAGUUAUAGACGCCCGUGACUUUGAGAAACUUGGAGAAAAUAUUUCUGAAACAAUGUGUGAAAUGGAGAUGCUCUUUCCUCCAUCUUUUUUCACAAUAAUGGUUCAUCUUACACAUCAUCUCGCGGAGGAGGCUGCAAUAGCAGGACCAGUCCAUUAUCGUUGGAUGUAUCUAAUAGAGAGAUAUUUGGGUUCAAUGAAGCGUCAAUUGCGUAACAGAGCUCGCCCAGAAGGUUCAAUAGCUGAAAGUUACGUGAGAAGCGAGUGUCUCUUAUUUGCCUCUCGUUAUAUGAGAGGGGAACAAACUGAACUUCAAGCACCCGUUGAUAAUAAGGAGUACACAGUUCUCUAUCCUCGCGGGCUGAACAAAAAUUAUUCUAACAUAUUGUUAGAUCAAGCGCAUGCAUAUGUUGUAAAUAAUCUUGAAAUCUUCUCGGAGUACCGGAGGCAACAUCAGGAAAAACUUAAGAAUGAAGUUACCGGUAGUACAGCUGUACAUGACAUUAAAGAAAGGCAUAUGAAGGAAUUCCCUGCUUGGUUGAAUAGUGAAAUCCAGGAACAACUUGUCCUUAAUAAUCAAAUAUCAGAAGAAGUGAAGGUUCACGCAAAGCGACCUUACUAUGCUGUAAUUCAAUAUGGUGGGUAUCGUGUUUACGGUUAUAAAUUUCACACGAUGGAGGUUGGUGAUACGAAGGUCACCCAGAAUAGUGGUGUCAUGGCUACCUUCUCACGGGAAUGUUUCUCAAACAGAAGAGAUCAGAAUCCAGUUGAAAAUAAUAUGACAUAUUAUGGAAGGUUGGAAGAUGUGGUGGAGAUAUUCUACGGCUAUGGUGGUCCAAAUGAACAUAAAUACAUGAUGUUCAUGAUUCGUUGGUGUUUUACAAAGACUCAAAAGGAUCCCUUUGGAUUUACAAUUGUCAAUCUCGAUAAAGAAAUUGAUAGUGAUGAAAAAUUCAUGUUUGCAUCUCAGGUGGGACAAUGUUUCUAUGUGAAAGAUCCUACAGUUAAAGACGAGUGGGUUGUCUUGUACAAGGAUUCUAGGGCUUAUAUUCAACCUUCUACUAAUGAAGAUGAUGACGAGAGCUAUAUAAACAACUUCAAUGAGCCAAAUACAGCGAUCGAUGAAUUCUCGUACCCUCAAAACGUAGUGUUUGAAACGGAUGCUCCAACAACUCGGACAGACAUUCCAAAUAUUAUCACAGACAUUAAUAGGAGCUAA
Asparagus officinalis (garden asparagus) is the source of this 5862-nucleotide messenger RNA. RefSeq lists its product as uncharacterized. The record is from RefSeq and is a predicted model, not a curated record. Gene Ontology annotation, molecular function: nucleic acid binding. Lineage: Eukaryota; Viridiplantae; Streptophyta; Magnoliopsida; Asparagales; Asparagaceae. Gene Ontology annotation, biological process: DNA integration.